Messenger RNA from Brassica napus (rape), 4584 nucleotides. RefSeq names its product probable inorganic phosphate transporter 1-7. Gene Ontology annotation, molecular function: phosphate transmembrane transporter activity. Gene Ontology annotation, cellular component: membrane. NCBI's taxonomy places the organism in Eukaryota, Viridiplantae, Streptophyta, Magnoliopsida, Brassicales, Brassicaceae. The transcript is spliced from 2 exons. The record is from RefSeq and is a predicted model, not a curated record. Gene Ontology annotation, biological process: phosphate ion transport; transmembrane transport. Bases 752 to 2347 code for a protein of 531 amino acids.
AAAAAACGGAGGGAGUAGUAAACAUCGAGAGAAAGGAACUAGUAUUUAUUCUCUCAUUUUUAUUUUCUUUUAAAAAACAAUGUUGACUGAAGCAAAGAAGACUAAUAAAUCUAAAUUUCGGUGAAAAAAACUAACAAAUUUCAAUAUUUUUUCCUAUUCACAGCCACAAUAAUAUCUGUGAACAUUUAAGUUUUUCUUCUCUUACAAAUUCUUCAUUAAUUUGGGAUCAAUUACUAUAAGGAAAAUAACAUCUCAUAUAUCCGAACGUUUGUUGUCCCUUACGAAUAUUCUAAGACAUUGCCUAAAACGAGUUUUAAACCAUGAGUUUGAAAAUUUCGAACCGACAGUAAAAAUAAAUCACACACCAAACAGUUUAUUUUAAAUGAAAGCAGAACCAACUAUUGUUUGCUAAAAGAAGUAAAAAAAAAGGUCGGAGGAGAAAAUAGAUAGGGAAAAGAAGAAGUCAAAGAGAAAGCAACGACGUCGUAGUCCUUGUCAGAAGAAUAUACCCACAUGUUUGAAAAGAAUUUGUCAACACAAAAACAGAAAAUGAUUUACGUAUAAGUAGCCGUUCCCGACGCUGCCUCUGAUUUCAUUUCUCACAAAUCAUUCAUCUUCCUCUUUGUCUCAACAAGUUUCUUCAAUAAGACAACAAUUACUCUUCUCUUAGGUUUUCUCUAAGACCAUCCUACAAGUGUAUUAUUUGUCAACGAGAAAGUCAGCAAAAGAAAGUUUUAAUAAAAAGAGAGCAAUGGCAGGAGAUCAACUACACGUCCUAAACGCACUCGACGUCGCCAAAACGCAAUGGUACCAUUUCACCGCGAUUAUCAUCGCCGGAAUGGGAUUCUUCACCGACGCAUACGACCUUUUCUGCAUCUCCCUCGUCACUAAGCUUCUUGGCCGCAUUUACUACCACGUGGACGGCGCAGAGAAGCCAGGAAACCUACCUCCAAACGUCUCAGCCGCGGUCAACGGCGUUGCGUUUGUUGGUACACUCACGGGCCAGCUCUUCUUUGGCUGGCUCGGUGACAAACUCGGGAGAAAAAAAGUUUACGGCAUGACUCUAGCGGUCAUGGUCGUAUGCUCUGUCGCCUCAGGUCUCUCCUUUGGGAGCACACCAAAAGGAGUGAUGAGCUCUCUCUGUUUCUUCCGGUUCUGGUUAGGUUUUGGCAUCGGCGGGGACUAUCCGUUGUCCGCGACCAUUAUGUCUGAGUACGCUAAUAAAAAGACACGUGGCGCGUUUAUAGCCGCGGUUUUCGCCAUGCAAGGGUUCGGAAUCUUGACCGGGGGGAUCUUUGCGAUCAUCGUGUCUGCGGUUUUCGACGCUGAGUUUCCCGCUCCGGCUUAUAAAGUGGAUGCCUUGGCGUCCACGGUACCUCAGGCUGAUUACGUGUGGAGGAUUAUACUAAUGGUCGGUGCUGUGCCUGCUGGGAUGACGUAUUACUCAAGGUCCAAGAUGCCAGAGACGGCGCGGUACACUGCACUCGUGGCCAAGGACGCGGAGCUAGCGGCUUCGAACAUGUCUAAGGUAUUGCAAGUGGAGAUAGAAGCAGAGCAUGAUAGAGUAGAAGAGAUUGCUAGAGAUAGGUCCAAAUCGUUUGGCUUGUUCUCCAAGGAAUUCAUGAAACGUCAUGGUCUUCACUUGCUUGGAACCUCAAGCACAUGGUUCUUGCUAGACAUCGCCUUCUACAGUCAGAAUCUUUUUCAGAAAGAUAUCUUCAGCGCCAUUGGAUGGAUCCCACCGGCUCAGACCAUGAACGCAAUCCGAGAGGUUUUCAUGAUCGCGCGUGCACAAACCCUAAUCGCCUUGUGCAGCACGGUACCUGGUUACUGGUUCACAGUUGCAUUUAUCGACAUCAUGGGUAGAUUUGCGAUACAAAUGAUGGGGUUCUUCUUCAUGACUGUCUUUAUGUUCGCUCUAGCCAUUCCUUACGACCAUUGGACUCACAAGGAGAACAGAAUCGGGUUCGUGGUUAUGUACUCCUUAACGUUCUUCUUCGCAAACUUUGGACCUAAUGCUACAACUUUUGUGGUGCCUGCUGAGAUCUUCCCGGCUAGGUUUAGAUCAACUUGCCAUGGAAUCUCCGCGGCUUCUGGAAAGUUGGGAGCCAUGGUCGGUGCGUUUGGAUUCUUGUACUUGGCACAGAGUCCUGACAAGAACAAGACAGAACAUGGAUAUCCUCCAGGGAUUGGUGUCAAGAACUCGCUCAUUGUUUUGGGUGUGGUUAAUCUUUUGGGGAUGGUGUUUACAUUGUUGGUUCCUGAAUCUAAAGGCAGGUCUUUGGAGGAAAUGUGUGGUGAGAACGAUGACAAUGAUGAAGGCAGCAGUUUCAGAAACAACCACUAAAACAGCACGGUAUCAACUGCAUAGAGGUUCUUAAAGAUUCGUAUUACUUAUUACUUGUAUUUUUGUUCACUAUAUAUCUUCAAAUUUCUUGACACUAGAAGCUCAAGUUAUUCUUUAUAUCCACUUUUUAUUGAUUGAUUUAAAAUGGUAUAGGAUCUGAUUCUUUUACACAUCUUUUCAGUUUGUUUUUUGGAACUUUUUUAGAACUUUUUUCUUUGUAUAAUCCAUUGUAACAAAUGAAAUAAAGGGAAUAGAAAGCUUUUAUGAUGGAACUGUGUUUUUCAGUUUUCUUUGUCACCACUGAACUAAAUAAGAAAAGGAUUUUAGAAUCAAAUAUCAAGCAGUAACACUAAGCAAAACAGUGGUUGUAAACUUGAUUGAACUUAACUUGAUUGAACUGAUUAGAAAGUUAAGCCAUUAAAAAAAAAGUAAAGCCAUAAAGAAUAGCAACUGGUCCACUGCUCAUAGUUACAAGGCUGCUUUGUCUCUUGUGUUCUUGGGACAAAAAAAAUUCAUGUGUUAAAAGUUACAGUAUAUACACUGAUGAGUUGAAUCUUCUUGCAAAGAAUUUGAGCAUGGCAAAACUUAACGUUUUGACCCGUUCUGCAUAAAUGGGCAAAACCAAAACUGCAUUGUCUUGCUUAUUCAACCAUUUUUUGUUCAAUCUGCAACCACAAGAGGAGAUGAUUCACGGUGCUAUGUACAGUGUGACUCUAUGAAAGAUGUUUUUUGUACUUUUUUGAAGGUAUCAAUGAAAAGCAAGAGUAGAAAAGAGAGCUUUGUAAAAGACAAUUAAUAAUAAGAAUCUUCUUAUACUCUAUACAUAUCUUUUGUUUAAAUGGUGAGUGAGUACAAUACAUAGGAGCACCACUAGACACAAUACAAUUCAACAUCACCAACAAUACACCAAUAAUCUGGAUCUUGGUUUAUGUAAAAAUAAUGAACUUAUGCGUAUAACUCGGACAUAGAGGCAGCUUCGUGUUCAGAGACCAGCUGAAACCAAACCAUGCAAUGUAAUAAUUCCAAUCAACAUACUGUCUUCAUCGACCACUGGUAGAAACUGUACAGGUGAUGUAGGUGACUCCAUUUUCUUCAUAGCCUCAACUGCCAUUGUCUCUGGUCCAAUUGUCCUCGGCUUCCUGUUUAUAGAUCCAAUGCUUAUAGGAUCUAAAGCAGAGUUUUUUUCUCACGUGUUGUACAUUUCUCCAACACUGAGUUUGAAGAUAGCUUCUCCACUUGCUUUAAGAGUCCGGCGAAUAUCUCCAUCAGUGAAUGUACCCAUCAAGCGAUGAUCAUGAAACAACCACAAGAAAGCACCCACAUCCUUUGCUGGUUAGCUCCACCAACUGAUCCAUUAUCAAGUCACCUUCUUUACAAACCGGAAGCUCUUCUCUCUUCUUCAUAACAUCCUUGACCUGUUAUAUAUAACAAAUUUUUUUAAACAUGCAUGUGAAACUAUUUAAAAAUGCAUGUGAAAUUUUUAAUACAUAAUCUGUUUACUAAAUGUAUUUGAAACUUAUCAUAUUUUAUAUAUAACUAGUUUUUUUAUAAGAAAGAAAAAAAUAGAAGGUUUUUCCUAAACAUGCAUGUGAAAUUUAAAUUAGAAAUGAUGCAAACUAUAAAUUCAGUGACCUCAGUUUUCUCUUAUUUUUAGUAUAACUUUGUGAAACAAACAAAAGAAUAGUAUUAUUAAUUUUGCAAAUGGUUGAAGUAAUUUGAAGAAGGUGAUUGAUCUUGUACAUGAUCGAUUUGUUUUACCGUAGGUCCGCAACAGCGAGGUUGUAGCUUUUAUAUACAGCUAACACCAUCUUGAUUAUUUGUCAUAUUUUGAACACAUUAUGGAACACAUUAUCAGCUGUGAACUAAUAGAAUUAAGAAGAGGUUACUUCAGCUGAUCUUAAUAAUACACAUGAAAUUCUAUGUGUACUGAAUAGUGGAUCAAACGGAUAGUCAUUUGUACGGUGAGAUUAGACUAAAUAUGAACAAUCUUAAAUCAGAUGUUGGAAGUUCGAAACAAGUCUCCAUUAGGACCACCAAAUCACAUGAAAUGUGUUCUGAAGAAAAACAAAACAUUUUUAAUCUGUAUAUAAUAUAGAGUUUAUGGAUUAAAAUACUAGUAAUAAACAUGUACUAGAUAGAAUUAUAGGUACACAAACAAAGUUUUGAACCAGCCUCCCAAACAACAUAUUCUACAAAUCUACUGAAUCUUGGGUGGUCUUGAUAAUCUACCGUAUGAU